AUGAUGGCUACUCGCCCCCGCCUGCGUCUUUUCUCGGCCAUGCGCCUUCCAAUCCCCGCACGUCGCUUCGCGACCGAGUCGCGGUUAACCUCGGACCAUGUCCGCAUUGUGGAGGUUGGCGCUCGAGAUGGCUUGCAGAACGAGAAAAAGUCCAUCCCGAUGCAAACGAAGCUCGAGCUGAUCAAAAGAUUGGCUAAGACGGGUGUUACUACCAUUGAAGCUGGCUCUUUUGUGCCCGAAAAAUGGGUACCACAAAUGGCAAGCACGGCUGAGAUUUGCGAACAACUUCUCACAAACCCACCGCAAGCUCAAUCUACAAUCGCAUACAACUACCUUGUUCCCAACAUCAGAGGACUAGAGAACCUGGUCAAGAUCAUUGAGAAAACAGGGGUCCCUGCGGACGCGACCGGUGAGACUUCAAAGGCAGCGACAACCUCGGAGGUGUCUCUCUUUGCCGCGGCAACAGAGGCAUUCUCGAAGGCUAAUACCAACUGUUCCAUUGCCGAAUCUCUCGAGCGCAUCAAGCCGAUUGUUUCAUUAGCCAAGACAAAGAAUAUCCGGGUGCGUGGGUACGUUUCUGUUGCACUAGGAUGCCCCUACGAGGGCCCCGAUGUGGAUCCCGCCAAGGUAGCUGAGAUCACCGCCACACUGCUGGAGAUGGGAGCGGAUGAAGUCUCGGCUGCCGGAAUUGCCAAUACAGACUUGGCAUUGCACUUCCACGAUACAUAUGGACAGGCUUUGGUGAACACGAUCGUCGGCCUGGAGCAUGGCGUCCGCAUCUUCGACAGCAGCGUGGGUGGGCUCGGUGGUUGCCCGUAUUCCAAGGGUGCAACGGGGAACGUAGCGACUGAGGACCUUGUGCAUACAAUUCACAGCCUUGGGAUGCACACAGGAGUCAGCCUUGAAGAAAUGUCAAAGAUCGGAGGCUGGAUCAGUGGGGAACUGGGCCGAGCUAAUGGCAGCCGGGCUGGAAAGGCAACUCUUGCUCGUCUCUCGGAAGAAAAGGCGUCACUUUGA
This is a messenger RNA of Penicillium bovifimosum, 1017 nucleotides long. RefSeq names its product hydroxymethylglutaryl-CoA lyase. Gene Ontology annotation, molecular function: hydroxymethylglutaryl-CoA lyase activity. Lineage: Eukaryota; Fungi; Ascomycota; Eurotiomycetes; Eurotiales; Aspergillaceae. Bases 1 to 1017 code for a protein of 338 amino acids. The transcript is spliced from 3 exons. The record is from RefSeq and is a predicted model, not a curated record. Gene Ontology annotation, biological process: L-leucine catabolic process; ketone body biosynthetic process.